Closterium sp. NIES-67 is the source of this 1274-nucleotide messenger RNA. Lineage: Eukaryota; Viridiplantae; Streptophyta; Zygnematophyceae; Desmidiales; Closteriaceae. The record is from the annotation of a GenBank genome assembly.
UAGUGGUCUAUGGAGUGCGAUCAUAGAGCAGGCCAGAAGCAGUAUGGAAGCAGUUCGGGUGAGCAUGUCACAGCGUCCAGUAAAUAGAAGAUGGCUGUGCAUCGAUGGUCGUUGGUCGAAUGUUCGCGAAGCCAAAUGGUGCACGGUGUCGUUCAUGGACCGUGAAUCCCGAAAAAUCAUGAUGUGUAAAAACACUAGGAGAGGGAGGGAUGACGACUCAUCGGUGAUGCUAGAGAGGGUAGCGUUCAACCAGGGCAUGGACGAGUUAGUGAAUAGUGGUUUUGGGCUAGAGGGCAUUGUCACGGAUAAGGGAAACACUUAUAGUGGAGCCGCCAACGAGCGAGGCAACCAAGCCCACAUGGGCGGUGGCGACAUGGAUGUGGAGGGAGAGGAAAACAACAGACAGGGAAGUGGGGCAGACGAGAACGUGGAUCCGGCAGCGGGGACCCAGCAGCAGAGCGGCAGGCGUUGGGGUCGGCGAGCCCCAAGAAGACGGACGCGUAGAGGCGGGGCACGGUCGGCUGACGGGAACACUCCGACUCCCGAGGAGGUAUCGGAGGAGUUGUGCCUGUGUGCUGACCACUGGGUAGGGGAUCACUCACGGUGUGGUGCACGGGCAGGUGCAACGCCAAAAUGCGUGUCGGAGAACUGGGGUCCUGAGUGCGCUAUAUACGAGCGGAACUCCGCUACACACUUGGCAGUGAGGGAUUGGUGUCGUAGGAACUUUAGUAUAGCCAAGGUGGCUUGCAUUGUGGAGGGCGCUACGAGUUCCAUGAAUGACUCAUUUCAUUCGCUCAUCCUGAAGUACGCCCCAAAAGGAAACAGGUUUCAAGGAAGCUAUGACGCGAGGGUGGCUCUGGCAGUAAUACAUUGGAACAAUUGCAUGGACCGGAUCGUGCGCGCUUUUGUCACGCGUGUGCGUCAUAUCACGAGAGUGCGGCGCCGACGGAGGGACCGGGUACUGGGUCCGAUGGACUGGUGUUGGGUCGACAACAUCCUACACGAGUGGCGGCGACCCUCGGAGGAACAGACUGAUGAUGAUCUUGCGUCGGCGGCCAUGACUGGUUCGCCUGCAACUCGGGCACAGACGGGGACAGCAACACCUCAGACAGCAGUCUCGCCUCCCGACAUUGCGUUGUCUCCCCCGUUCACCAGGGUGCUGUUUUGUCUCGGAUUGCUCCCCUCAGCCACCCCUCUCUGGUGGGGGUAUCCUAUUGCAGCAUCUUUUUGAAUCCGGGGUGUAAUUAUUCAAGAAUGCCAGCCAACUAGCUCGG